This is a messenger RNA of Vidua macroura (Pin-tailed whydah), 3110 nucleotides long. RefSeq names its product glycosyltransferase like domain containing 1 (gene QTMAN). Bases 613 to 1989 code for a protein of 458 amino acids. The transcript is spliced from 11 exons. Gene Ontology annotation, molecular function: glycosyltransferase activity. Lineage: Eukaryota; Metazoa; Chordata; Aves; Passeriformes; Viduidae. The record is from RefSeq and is a predicted model, not a curated record.
CUUUUCAGCUGCUUCUCCCUGAAAACCAUCUUCUUUCUAAUUGUUUUUAUUUAGCCCACCUGGUGCAUAACUCCUUGUUAUUUAUUCCUCCCACCCCUCCCUGCUCCCAAAACUCUUGCGAAGGGGCUCGUCGCUUUCCUCGCACGGCUUGUUUCCCGUUCCAUCACUUCGCUCUGCCCAUGCCCCGCUCCGGUAGCCGGGCUCUCUCUCCCCGGCGGAGCCCCGGGGCCCGUCCCGCUGUCCCCGCGGGCAGGGAGGGUCCCCGGGCGGCGGGGCGGAAGGGGGGGCCGGCGCUGAGCUGAGGGAGGGGCCGGGACGCCGGCGCGUCGGUGCCGACGGUCUCCAGGAGGGAGUGAGGAGGAGGAGGAAGAGGAGGAGGAGGAGCUCUGUUGAGAUUGAAGAAUGCUACUACACUCAAGAAAAUCAGACUUUGAAAUCUGUCCACUGGACUGAAGCAGAUAGGAUGGGUUGGAAGAAAUACUGCUCACCACUGAGAUCCAUGGCCAAGAUUCCCAAGCUGCUUUGGUGAAGACCUCUGAAGCAGCACCACCUGGUAUUUUACUGCUGCCAGUUUUGAAUGCAGGUUUCAGACAGUUAGGAAGUACUUGGAAAAUGAGUGUCCUUCUCAUUGAACCCUUUUAUGGUGGCUCCCACAAACAGCUGAUGGAUCUUCUCCAGGAAGAGCUGCAAGAAGAUUGUGUCCUCUGCACACUCCCAGCCAAGAAGUGGCAUUGGAAGGCACGGACUUCUGCUCUUUAUUUCAUGCAAACAGUGCCAACAAGUUCUAAUUACAGGAUCCUCUUUGCAAGCUCGGUGCUUAACCUGGCUGAACUCGCCGCCCUCCGCCCUGACCUUGGCAAAUUGAAAAAGGUCCUCUACUUCCAUGAGAACCAAUUGGCAUAUCCUGUCCAGAAAUGCCAGGAAAGGGAUUUUCAGUAUGGAUACAACCAAAUUCUUUCAUGUUUGGUUGCUGAUGUUGUGGUGUUCAACUCUGCUUUUAAUAUGGAAUCCUUCCUUAAAUCCAUUGGAAAAUUUAUGAAGCUGAUUCCUGACCACAGACCUAAGGAUUUGGAAAAAAUAAUCAGACCGAAGUGCCAAGUUCUUUAUUUUCCAGUCAGGUUUCCUGAUGUGAGCAGGUUCAUGCCAGAACAUAAACUUGCCCGUUUGGAAAAGGUAAUUGGUGUUAAAAGGAAUGGAGAUGCUUAUCAGUCGGCGGGGCUGCCUGGCCAGCAGGAGAGCAGGGCUGUAAUGAAAACCAGUGAUGCACAUCCUGAGUCUGGUCUUUGUGAGCCCCAGCCUGGACUCUGCACCACACAGCACGAGGGGCUGCCCUGCCCACCAGCAGUCCCAGUCCAGGCUGAAGCACCAGAAAGUACAAAUCCUUGUCAAGGGGAAGAUAAGCAAUGUCUGACUUUUAACCUCUCUAAUAUCUUGAGUGGACUGGACUAUCAGCAAAGACCUCUGCACAUUGCCUGGCCUCACAGGUGGGAACAUGACAAAGAUCCUGAAACUUUCUUUAAAGUCCUGAUGAAGCUGAAAGAGAAAGAUCUGCCUUUCCAUGUGUCCAUCCUCGGAGAGACUUUCAGUGAAAUUCCAGAUAUCUUUUCAGAGGCCAGGGAGGUGUUGGGAUCGUCCGUCUUGCACUGGGGGUACUUGCCCAGCAAGGAUGACUAUUUCCGAGCUCUGUGCAUGGCCGAUGUUGUCAUCUCCACAGCCAAACACGAAUUCUUUGGCGUGGCAAUGAUCGAGGCUGUGCAUUGUGGCUGUUACCCACUGUGUCCCAAAGCCUUGGUGUACCCAGAGAUAUUCCCAGCUGAAUAUCUGUAUUCUACACCUGAACAGCUUUUUAAAAGGCUUCAGAAUUUCUGCAAGAGACCAGAUAUUGUAAGGAGACAUCUCUAUAAGGGCGAGACGGCCGGGUUUUCUUGGGCAGCGCUCGGCAGUAAAUUCAGGUCUCUGCUCGCAGCAGAACCGAGGGAAGAUUUGUGACAGAUGGGGCUAAGUCACAAACUUGCAGCCUCAGGCAGAAUUGUGGAAGUUUCCAGAGUGUGCCCAUAUUUACCUGAUCAGAGAGAAAAGAAAAUCUGCAGAGGAAGCCGAGCCUGGCUGCUUGUCAUAGCUGACACAGAGCCAUCUGCCACAAACCUGUGGCGGCUUCAGAUCUCCAAUCCCUGCCACCACCCCAGCUCAAAUUAAAUACAGAUUCUUAGAGACGUUAUGAUGGUUACACAUGUCCUCGGCAUCACAUGCAGGAGACUGUUCAAAAAAAAUAUGUGGCCUGUUGUGUAACCGCACUCAUGUAUCCCAUAUGUGGUGCCACAUUGAAUUUCCGGUUGAAUCUGUUUUUAUCCUUUGUACUGGAUGACAUGGUGCCUGAAUUCUUUCUUUUCGCCGACACGAUGGCAGCCAAGCUGCAGCUUCAAACGCUCACACUUGGCUGAGUUUCUACCUAGGUUGCCAGGUUAUCAUUGGAGCCUUAUUGUGUCCUCAAAGGGCCACAGGGCCUGAAAGGAGGAUCCGAAUGCUGCCGGACUAAUUGGGCAGCCAUCUCUGGGUUGUUGGGAGGCAAAGGGCUGCUUAAGCACUCCUCUCUCUUUCUCUCUCUCUCUUCUUUUUUUUUUUUUUUUUUUUUUUUUUUUUUUUUUUUUAUUUUUUUUAUUGCAAAUUAAUGACUCUCUGGCAAAGGGGUUUUUAAGUGAAGGUAUUAAUAAGGGGUCUGGCAGGUAAUCCCCUGAUUCGUGGAGUUACAUUUGCAUUUAAUUAAUCUUAAAGAAAGCUGAAAGAUAAACAGCUGUAAUUCAAACUAGCAUGGGAAAUAUGCUACAUGGUGCCAUCUAUCCGAUAAAAUGAAAGCCGAGACACUUGUUUUAUUUCUCUCAAGGAUGGAGAACAAACAGAUAACAAUCAAAAUACUUCCAAUAAAAACCAGUAGUUUAAAUGUAAUGGCAGUUCAUCAAGAAUCUUUGCAUCCAGUUGCAAAUACAGUCUUUUAAAGAUAAAUCACUUAUGAUUCCAGCAGUCAAGCCGCAAUAUUUGUUGAUGUAAAAUGUUUUGAAGAUGUAGAUUGUACAAUAAAUUUUUAAUAAAGUGCCCACUGCAAUUUUUAAUUA